AAGCCGGACGGGAGCGGUGUCAUGGUCCUGUUGGACGCGGCCGCCGUCUGACCCUCACGGUCCCCCUCACUCCCGCUGCGUUCCCCGACGGCCUGGCGCCCACGGCAUCGUGGCCAUGCAGAAGAUAAAGUCGCUCAUGAGCCGGCAGGUCUCCAAGAGUUUUUCUGAGAAUUUGAGCGAAAGUGCAUUACAACAUGAACCUCCAAAGACUCCACACAAGGAGGAGCUGCCAGAUACUCCUUGUAACCCCGAGGCAGAGCAGGAGGUGAUCGACAGCAUUGAGAAGGUCUACUUCGACGAUGAGGCCUUCGACCCCGUGCGAUAUGAGCUGGAGAAGCUGCCUGAGGUUAUGCAGCUGGCCGAGCUGGAGGAGUACCGGGACAGGCUGAAGCGGCAGCAGGCAGUGGUGUCCAAGAAGGUUGCCGACCUGAUACUGGAGAAGCAAUCAGCCUACGUACAGGAACUCAGCAGGGUGACCGAGCUGCAGACCAGCUUGCACGAAGCCAAGGCCAUCUGCUGUGAUGGACGGGGGCAGCUGGGGGUUGCCCAGCAAGGCUUCACAGCUGCCAGCCUUGGCCUGCUCGCCAACCAGCGCAAGCGCCAGCUCCUCAUCGGCCUACUGAAGUCCUUGCGUACCAUCAAGACGCUGCAAAGGACAGAUGUGCGACUGAGCGAGAUGCUAGAGGAAGAAGAUUUCCCUGCUGCCAUUCAGCUCUGCCUCGAGUGCCAGAAUGCUGUCAGCUCAUUCAGCCACUACUCUUGCAUCAGUGAACUCAAUUCAAAGCUUCAGGACACCUUGGAGCAAAUUGAGGAACAGCUGGACGUGGCAUUGGCCAAGACGUGCAAGCUGUUCGAUGUCGUGCACUAUACCAAGGUGCAGACGGCGUACCGACUGCUGGACAAGACGCAGACUGCCAUGGACCAGAUGCACAUGCACUUCACGCAGGCCAUCCACAACACAGCCUUUCAAGUGGUGCUUGGCUACGUGGAGUUGUGUGCUUCCGGCGCGGACACUCGCUUCCACAAGCUGCAGUACAAGGACCUGUGCUCGCACGUGACCGUGGACAGCUACAUCCCCUGCAUGACGGACCUGUGCAAGGCGCUCUGGGAGGUGAUGCACAGCUACUACCAGACCAUGGAGUGGCAUCGCGAGCAUGACGGUGAGGUGUCACUCCCAGAGGCGGAAGAACCAUGCUUCGAUCGCAGCUAUGUGCAAAAAAAGCUGGAGCACGGCCUGACUCGUAUCUGGCAGGAUGUUCAGCAGAAGGUCAAAACCUAUAUCCUGGGAACCGACCUGGCGCACUUUAAAUACGACGACUUCAUAUUUGUGCUGGACAUCAUUAACCGGUUGAUGGAUAUUGGCGAUGAGUUUUGCAGCAGCAAGUCAGAGGGUCUGCAGGAGUCCAUCCGGAAGCAGAGCCUCAACUAUUUCAAGAACUACCACAGGACUCGUAUGGAGGAGCUGCGAAUGUUUUUGGAGAAUGAGGCAUGGGAACUGUGUCCUGUGCGCUCCAACUUCAGCAUUUUCCAACUGCACGAGUUUAAGUUCCUAGCACAGGGCCGAGGAGGCGGUGUCGGACUGGUACCCACGUCCUCACCAAGCAAGAUGGCAGCCACUCCUGGUGCCACCCCUACGACCCCCGUGAUCGGAAGCUUCCCCUCCCACUGCAACCCCUUUGAGAGUCUCCGGCAAGACCAGGACGACGACUCGGAUGACGUACUCGCAGCCAACGGGUACGACUCGGAAGAAGGAGAGAAGAGUCCGUACCAGGAUGAGGACAGCGACAGCGACGUUGCUGACGAGCUCAAGAGGGACUUUGUGGACGAGCAGACUGGAGAGACGCCUGUCAGGAGCGUUUCGAAGGACUCUGUACGAGUGAAAAGAAAAUCGGAGUCACACUACAGCUUAAACAAGAUGAACGCUCCCAUUCUCGCCAACACCACUCUCAACUUCAUCCGCCUCUUCGGGAGGUACCUGCAGAUGAUGAGCGUGCUGCAGCCAAUCGCGUUUGACGUGGUACAGUACAUGUCGCAGCUCUUCGACUACUACCUGUACGCCGUGUACACAUUCUUCGGACGCGAGCACAUGUUCGAGACAACAGGACUGGGGUUGAUCAGUAACCGUUUGCGCACAACCCUCAAUCGCAUCCAGGAGAGCCUCAUUGACCAGGAGGCUCAGACAGACCCUGUGGUGAGUGUGCCAGAGGAGCGCAGGGAGAAGGUGCCCUGCCCGCACCUCAGCCGGCUGGUGGACCUGAUACGCACGGAUACGCUGUAUGGUCUCGCGGAAAGGAUCGUUGCCACCGAGUCCCUGGUGUUCCUGGCGGAGCAGUUUGAGUUUCUUCAGAACCAGCUCGAUGCGAUGAUCCCUCAAGCCAAAAAGCCCUUCCUACAGCAGUUCUACUCCCAGACGGUGAGCACGGUGGGCGAGCUGCGCAAGCCGGUCUACUGGAUGGUGGCGGCCAAGGCCAUCGACUACGAGCAUGCGCUGCUGCUCAUGGCCGGCGUCAAGUGGGACGUGCGCGAGAUUAUGUCACAGCACAGCCCCUACGUGGACUCGCUCCUCAAGGAGUUUGAGGCGUUCAGCAGGCGACUGGCAGAGAUCUCGAAGAGAGUUCGUAUUCCCGUGCCCGUCUCGAACGUCCUGUGGGAGCAUUGCAUCCGCCUAGCAAACCGCACCUUGGUGGAGGGAUUUGCGAGCGCCAAGAAGUGCAGCACGGAGGGACGAGCGCUCAUGCAGCUCGACUUCCAGCAGUUCCUGCUCAAGCUGGAGCGACUCACAGACCUGCGCCCGAUCCCAGACAAGGACUACGUGGAGACGUACAUCAAGGCCUACUACCUGACCGAGGGGGACAUGGAGCGCUGGAUCAAGGAGCACCGGGAGUACUCAUCCCGGCAGCUGAACAGCCUGGUGAACGUGUGCGUGGGAACGCACAUCAACAAGCGCGCCAAGCAGCGCCUGCUCACCGCCAUUGACGAGUCCGAUCGCCCCAAGCGCUAGCACCACGCCUCCUCCUAGGUUGCGUCUCGCAUACUGGGCUAAGCAGCGUGACUUGCACCUGCACCUCGUCCGGAAGACAGGCCUGGAAGGGAGCGCACGUGCACAUGGUAUGCGCCUUUGCUGUGGGUGUGCGUAUAUGGCGAGGCGCUGUUGCUGUAGAUGCGUGAAUGGUGGCACGUCAUGCGCUGCAGGUGUGUGUGUGUGCGUAUGUUGGUGCCCUUGCUGUGAGUGCGUGCUUGGUGGCGUGUGAGUGGUGGUGCACCUGUUGUGUGUGUGUGCAGGUGGUGGUGUGUGUUGGUAGGGAGGUGUAUGUGGAGGCUGCACAUGCUGUUGAUGUGUGUUAGAUAGUUGCACUUGCCAUGAGUCUGAAUUUUUCCUCACAAUCCCAUCGAGCAGAAGACUUGUCAGAUUAUAUAAUCGCUUAAAUCUUUGCUUUCUGCGUCCGUCCAUGUAGUGGGUUUUUUUUUCACGCGGUAUGGCUGUUGAAAGUUUAAUAAGUGGGAGAAAUGCAAUUUGCUCAGGUGAAAUGGGAAAUAAAGUAACUUUUUUCGGCUCUCCUGUGGCACACUACGGUUCGUGUGAUUCAUAAUUUAUUCACAAGUUUGGCCAAAUUUGUGUUGCAAAAAACCCUCCACCACCCGACGCAGCCAAACAAAUUCAAUUGUCAUGUCAACAAACAUUUUACGUGCUAAUUAUCUUUGUUUUAGAUCACCGGUACGUUAAAGGACAUUUAUUACAACCGAAUGUGAAAAAUAGAUGUAUUUACUUGCUGAAUUUCGGUUAUAAUUGUUGAGAAUUGCUAUUAAACUCACUGGUAAGCUGAAACUGUAAUCAUUUGCACACAGGUGUCAAUUUAAUAUGUUUGGGCAUUUCGGGUGGUGGAAGGUUUAGACAACACAAAUCAGGUCGGGUUGUUCUGUGGUCUGACCCAAAACAUUAUUCUGAAUCACAAUAUUGGCUGUCAAAGCUGAUGUGCUUCGGUUAGUUGACCUGUUUUUAUCAUCUUUUUAAGUUCUCCGAGUGUAUUACGAUGGGAUAAACAAUUUGUGACUUACAUGAGAAUACAUUUUUGUCAUAUGUGGCCCAAAUGUACGAUCUCAUGGAAGAAAUGCACCCAUCUUCGCGAGAUGUGGAGUUUCUCCCAGGCUCCUUUCUUUCAUCAACGGUUGUGCUGUAUAUAACUUCCCCCAGUGUAUAUGAACAUGGACUGCUGGUCGAGUAAUGAUACAUGGGCAUAAGCAGUUUGUUUGGGUAUGGUGCCUAUAAUCCCAAUGACUUAUGAGCAGGGUUAGUGGAUCGUGUCGAUAUUAUGUGUGUAGCCGUAAGGCACCUGGAAAAGCACUCGAAAAAGUGCAUUGCUCACUGAUCUGCGUCAAGUUUGAGUGUUCUUCCCUCGUUUGCGUGGGUUGUCUUCAGCCUCUUCAGUUUCCUGCCACACACAAUAAUUUGCAAUAAGACAUUGAUUAAACAUCUAAGAGCUUUGUGAUAUUUUAUUCUUGAGAUGCAGUGAUGGUUUCCUGACCAAAGCAUUACUUUCAAUGUCCGUAUUACGAUGUAUUUGUUCACGUGCAGUUAGUGGUCAGUGUAUUGGUUCGCACCCAGUGGCUGCAAAGUUGAACUGUUUUGAUGGCUGAUGGCAAAACAUAAAUUGAGGAUUUAACAAACUUUAACAAAUGUGAGAAGUAUAAAAUUAAUUUUGUAUCUUAAUAAGACGGGACCAAGCCUCCGAGUCUGUUGUAGCAGUUUGAAGCGUGGAUGAAUAAUUUCACGAGCUUCAUUGCAGUUCAUUCACCAGCUUCACAGCCAUCGCAACUUGUCUCAGUGAAGCAAACAUCGGUAGGCAUGUAGUGAAUCCUAUGGCGAACAGAACACUAUGGCAUAGUCAAAAUAAUGAAUGGCAUUACGGUAAAUUUUUGAUUGAAAGCUUUCGUGACUGCAGGGAUUCAUAUUUUUGGUUCUUUCGGUAAGGUCACGUAUUAUUAUUUUAUUGUUUCCCUUCUACGUGACUUUACCGAAAGAACCAAGAAUAUGGCAUUACAGUAGUUACAAAAUAAGAGCAAACCAGAGAAAAUUGUGUAGGAAAUUUCCAACUAUUUAAACGGCACAUUUCCAAGUAGUUUUUUUUUUUAUCGAAAUGCAUUUACUUGAUGCCAUUGCUUGUACCUGAGAUCUCUGACACAGAUCCCAGGUGGGAUGUUGAUCUCAGCUGACAACUAGCUGCAUGUGCCUUGUUUUAUUCUGAUGUCUGGCGUACAAAUUGGAGGCACUUGUGCCCUGCCUGGCUGCAUUGACUGCAUGUAAAUUGUAUAAUCUAUGAAGAUGUCCUUGAUGACCCAUGUUGACUGCAUCAACUCAACAUGGAGUAAUGUGGAUGUGGUGUGGUAUUCACUGGUUGUAUGCACGCAAGUAGCAUGCAGCAUGUGACAAUAUCUAACUAGGACAUUUGCUAUUGCAGGGUGCUUUGUGCUGAAACUGAAACGUUCACGGGUCAUAAAAAUCAGACAGGUUCCACAUUACUAAUUCAUCACUUUGGUUACCCUUUUUCCUGGACUGUGUGUGAAUGUGCAUACUGUAGUGUGUGCUUAUGCGGGCGGAAGGCGGAUCUUGUCUUUGUUUAUUUGUGUGAGUGUGUGUGCUUAUGUGUCUGUCCGUGCCAUCAAGUGGCCCCUGGAUCACCGCGGUAUUGACACCUGAUUCAUGGUGGGGGCUACUGCCCACCCCAAAGGCCUCCCGAGACAUCUGGCUGAAGUCCACAGCCACUGACUCCAAACAGCGUGGAGCGGAUUGGGAGUUAACAAUCUAGCACUUUCGAGAAUGCCUGCUUCGUAGAAUGUGCUGGGCGGGGGGCUCCGUUUCAUGCACCAUGCGACGCUUCCCAUUCGCUGAGCACAGUGCAAUGGGAGAACCACCAGCUUUGCUUUUGAGCCCAAUUUGGAACGACAAAAUCUGAGUUCCCUCCACACAGUGCCCAACAGACAGGACUUGGGAUGAUGACGAUGAUGAUGAUUUUUGUAUCGCGGAUGGGCACAGAGAGGGAGGUGUUCUUUCGACUGUGCACCACGUGCGCAGGAGGAAAUUAGGACAUACACUCGGGUGGAUGAUUGCAGUCUUGUUGUCGUUUUCCCUCGCUUAGUUGCUCUUAAGUUAAAACAAAGGCUUGUUAAAAUAAUUAAACUAGCGCAGAUCUUCACUGACCCCCCCCCCCCCCCAGGUAGGUAACUAUUUGCGACCAGAAAUGAAAGCAGAAAAACGCUAAUGCCUGUGGGAUUUGCAAUCCAAUUGGACUUUUUUACGUAAAACAAUUCGUGUUUAUGUGUGAAUAACAUUCCAGUUGAAUAUAGGGAGUGUUAACACAUCUGUGACAUUGUUAAACUGUAUAUUUGUGAUUGGGGUGAAUUAUGGGUAUUGCGGGAAAUUUGCAAAUGGUAGAAUAAGGUUAUACAUUUAAUAACGGGUGUGCAAUUAUUCAAGUGCGUGAUGGCAUCUGCUAUUAAACAUCUCUAACAUGUAAACAAUACUACGGUGUUACAUCGAUGAAAUAAUUGUAACUUACUAGUUUGUGAAUAUGACAGCAUUUGUAGCUGCUACAUCGUAGUCAUCAACAAUUGGUAAUGGAACAUUCAAUGGGAAUACAGUGCACUGUUGUGUACAUCUUAAGAAGAGGUAGUGUUUUGCCUGAUAUUGCUCCAACAUUUGUGAUUUGGGCCCGUUCACAUUGACUUACAUCGGAUGCCUUAUUCUUCACAAUGUUAUCACAAUGAAAAUGUAUCUCGUCUGCAAAAUGAUCAUGUACAUUUUGUUGCAUUCCGCUGAUCGUCAAGUGCAUUCGUCAUUCCAAUUACGAUGUGCAGUUCAAGGUAAAGGCUAUGUAACAAUAAAUACACUUUCAGCAAGGUA
This is a messenger RNA of Lethenteron reissneri (Far Eastern brook lamprey), 6898 nucleotides long. RefSeq names its product VPS50 subunit of EARP/GARPII complex (gene VPS50). Gene Ontology annotation, molecular function: SNARE binding. Gene Ontology annotation, cellular component: EARP complex. NCBI's taxonomy places the organism in Eukaryota, Metazoa, Chordata, Hyperoartia, Petromyzontiformes, Petromyzontidae. The record is from RefSeq and is a predicted model, not a curated record. Gene Ontology annotation, biological process: retrograde transport, endosome to Golgi; endocytic recycling.